CUUUAUCACUCACUCUUAGCUUCUUCAUAUCGAUCUACUCCAUAGUCCAAACAUCAUCAUGGCUUUCAGAUCACAGGCUUACUUGAAAUCCAUGAUCAAUAGCUUAAGCGGGAGAGUAUCAAUGUAUGGAACAUCCACACUUCCCAACUUAAAGUCUUACGUCCCUUCUGCUGCGGCUACAGAUAAGCCACUCAAACAAUCUUUGCCAAGGGGAAAGAAAGGAGAUUUGGUGCCGGUUUACGUGGCGAUAGCGAUGAUUGCACUGUCGACGAGUUUCGGUUUGCACACGGCCAUGCACCAGCUGAAGCGCGCGCCGAAUGUGUUCGUGAAAAAGUGUAGGAGAGAAACGCUGCCGGAGCUGGUGGAGCCGGAGCACGUGGCGGAGGAGUCCGAUCAAUUCCUCAACAAAUCUUUCUUCCGGAAAGUGGCUCACAUCCAACCCACGGCGGCUCAUGACCCCCUCGGUUGUGUUUAUACUAGGCACCCUCGGGUGGAGACGUUGAAAUCUGUAGGGGUGGAGCCAAUGCCAUGAUUAUUGCGUAACGGAGAGUAUUUAUAUAUAACUAUAUAUGUACAUGUACUAUUUGUAGUUUGUAAGUUAUACAUGUAAAAUAUAUAACACUUAAUUAUUCAGUACGGGGUAGUGUUUGAUAAUGGCGAGGGAAAAAAUUGAACAUAUAGAAGUCAUGUUGUUUGUUGUGUUACAUUAU
Messenger RNA from Ipomoea nil (Japanese morning glory), 710 nucleotides. RefSeq lists its product as uncharacterized. Lineage: Eukaryota; Viridiplantae; Streptophyta; Magnoliopsida; Solanales; Convolvulaceae. The record is from RefSeq and is a predicted model, not a curated record. The coding region runs from base 59 to 532 and encodes 157 amino acids. The transcript has 4 exons.